Molecule: messenger RNA, 1421 nt
Organism: Mus pahari (shrew mouse)
Lineage: Eukaryota; Metazoa; Chordata; Mammalia; Rodentia; Muridae
Gene: Mmadhc
Product: metabolism of cobalamin associated D
Exons: 8
Coding region: 214-1104 (296 amino acids)
Biological process (GO): cobalamin metabolic process
Cellular component (GO): mitochondrion
Source: RefSeq, a predicted model, not a curated record
AAGAUCAUCCUCUACUCGAAGAUCGACCCACGGCAUCAUCGAUGGGCUCGGAGGCAACUACUCAGGCCUGGGCGUCAGCAGCGCCUCGGCCUGGACCGCGGUAGACGCCAUCUUGCCGGUGGACGGGGUGAGGGCCCGGGCGCGGAGGCCGCGCGGUGACAGUGGGAUUCUUUGCAGUGGGGCAAGACUUUGCGUCCGCCUUCUUCACUAGAGAUGGCCCAUGUGCUCUGUAACAGAGCCAGACUGGUUUCCUAUCUCCCAGGAUUUUGUUCUUUAGUGAAAAGAGUCAUCAAUCCAAAAGCCUUUUCAACUGCAGGAUCUUCAGGUUCUGAUGAGUCUCAUGUGGCCACUGCACCUCCAGAUAUAUGCUCUCGAACAGUAUGGCCUGAUGAAACUAUGGGACCCUUUGGACCUCAGGACCAGAGAUUCCAGCUUCCUGGGAAUAUAGGCUUCGAUUGUCACCUCAAUGGGACUGCCUCACAGAAGAAAAGCCGGGCCCAUAAAACUUUGCCUGAUGUUCUAGCAGAGCCUCUUUCAACUGAAAGACACGAGUUUGUGAUGGCCCAGUAUGUAAAUGAGUUUCAGGAUAGUGAUACACCUGUUGAACAAGAAAUUAACAGUGCAGAAACUUACUUUGAAAGUGCCAAAGUUGAGUGUGCAAUCCAGACAUGUCCAGAACUGCUGCGGAGAGAUUUUGAGUCACUUUUUCCAGAAGUAGCUAAUAGCAAACUGAUGAUCCUGACUGUAACCCAGAAAACUGAAAAUGACAUGACUGUCUGGAGUGAAGAGGUGGAGGUUGAGAGAGAGGUGCUCUUGGAGAAGUUCAUCAGUGGUGCUAAGGAAAUUUGCUAUGCUCUUCGGGCUGAAGGAUACUGGGCUGACUUCAUUGACCCAUCAUCUGGUGUGGCAUUUUUUGGACCAUAUACCAACAACACACUUUUUGAAACAGAUGAACGGUACCGGCAUUUAGGAUUCUCUGUUGACGACCUUGGCUGCUGCAAAGUGAUCCGUCAUAGUCUCUGGGGUACUCACGUGGUUGUAGGAAGUAUCUUCACUAACGCAACAGCAGACAGCCCCAUCAUGAGGAAGCUCAGUGGGAACUAGCAAGUGGCACUGGGGUAACUGCUGUCUGUGAUGGGUUGCACUAUAUAAACACUGUCAUGGACAGCAGCUUCUAGAGGACUCUUGGUUUAGGUAUUUAUUGUAUCAUUUAUGGGCUUACAUGGACAGGUGACUUGGGGUUUCAGAAUUGCAAAUGCUAGUUACUGUUCUGGAGUGCAUGUUGAACACAUCCAUGUUCUGGAAAAUGAGGUCAUCAACUUGUAACCAGGGUAUGUAUGUUUUCUUAGGGUUGAUUCUCCCCUUUACUGGGAAAACUUUAAUUAUUUUUUCCAAAAAUAAAUCAUACAUUUGUCUAUGAA